Messenger RNA from Mercenaria mercenaria, 4182 nucleotides. RefSeq lists its product as uncharacterized. The coding region runs from base 192 to 1883 and encodes 563 amino acids. The transcript has a single exon. The record is from RefSeq and is a predicted model, not a curated record. Lineage: Eukaryota; Metazoa; Mollusca; Bivalvia; Venerida; Veneridae.
UCCAACGGGUAUUCAAAUAAGCAGACGACAUUGAACAACUAGCAGGUAAAUACACACCUGAGAUAUAUAUUGUGUUGGCCUAUAAUGUAGCGCAUUUGUGUUCGCUCAGACGUGACAAUUCAUGUUCAAAAUGGAGUAGAAAAGGACAUUUCAAGUAUUUGUUGUUGUUGUGGCAAAAUAUUAACGGAUUUAUGGCGGUUCCCAGCGACGUUACUCUUCCGCAGCCUAUAUGGGGCACGGAAGCUGUGAAUUUAAAGGAUGUAUUAAUGCAGUAUGAGUUACCAACCGUCGCGAGAGUGGUCAAAGGCCAGUUUAUGAACAUUGGUACGUCAAAGUUUAAUCCACUGAAGAAAUUGCAUCAAGAUGUGCUUGUCCAUUCAAUAAAAACAGGAUUAAAAGUGUUAGGACAUAGUGUUACUAAAGUAGAAAGUCGAGACCGACGGACUACUAGGCUUGUACCGUUAGAACAACGUUUAUCAAUACCAGUGACUUACAAGGGCUGGUUUGAGCUCUUGUCAGAAGAUGGCCGAUCUAUUAAGCCUAUCGAAAGUGUGCAGGAGCUCGCCAAGUUGUUUCCAAAAGUGAAUAAUGUUCUAGUCCGCCAAAAUUUGAAGGCUUAUCUUGUCAAUGAUACAGAUGGAAAGAUGACAUUUGACAAGACAAAAAUCGUGAUAGCUGGAGAACAGUUGAAGGUGCUGGGUGAAGUACCACUUCAGCUUCCAGCUGGCAUGGAAAGAAAAGUUCGAUUACUCAAAUGUGUAGACUCAAAAGGCGAGAAUGUGUUCUUAAGUUUUGACCAGAGAGCUUUGUUUACACCUAUAGCUGGGGGUGAUGACGUUAUGGGAGUCUUCAUGAUCAAAGACGUUAUUCAUAAAUUUCGGCUCCCUCUUACUGUAAAACUGAUACAAGGUGUAUGGCCUAAGGUUGAUUCAACUCGAUUCACUGGACUUAUAAGACUGGAUUGGGCAUAUACGGAUGAAACAGCUUUCGUCUGCCCACUUGAUCGCAACACGCCCAGGAUAUACCCAAUACCAACAGAGGUCAGUCUCCGACUUGUGACAGCCGUUAAUAACAGUGAAUUGAAAGAUAAUGAAGCAUACACAAACAUCAUGGUUAAAUGUAACAGGCUUGUCGCGAACUAUCACAAUACUAUUCAUCUGAUAAUAUCAGUGCCCGAGGGGGCCGUGAAAGCCAAGAGCCACGCAAGAGCAAAUAUUUAUUCAGACACGAAUUCAAAACCAGCUCAGCCAGUAAAAUCAGCCAGUCAGAUGAAACGCUCGAGAAGCAGAGAAGACAUUCUUAACGAUGAGUUAGAUGAUCUCUAUGGUUACUUAAGAGUAGGAAAACAGCCACCAGUUGGGAAAUUCACGAGGGACUCCGAUGAGGAGACCUACUACGAGGAACCAGAGUUUGAACCCAUGACAAAAUUUAGAUCACGUUUGGAUAUGUUAAACAAAGGGGAUGUAACAGGUAGUCAAAAAGACACGAAAUAUUCAUUCAUUGACCCACGUGCGGCACUGGACGCUAACCACAAUCGUUUAUCAAUGUCACCAGUUAAUGGUCACGUGACAAAUCCAGCACCUGGUACCCCACCUGAGCUGCCCCCAAGACAGUACAAACGUGCGGAUUCAUCACCUCAAAUUUCCGUGAUAAAAACAGUCAGUAACGGUUCUCCGGCAGGGUCGGCCUCAGGGGUACGUGUAAUUAGUGCUCAAACUCAUGUCCUUAACAGGCGGGUUUCAAAAGAAAAUAUGAGUAAAGAUUCUAAAGGGAGCCGAAGCAGUGGAAGCGAUGAGAGAAGGGACUCUGGGUCUAGUAAAAAUAGAAGUUCGUCAAAGGGACUAACGUCUCGUAAAACGUCUAUGCCACUCUUGUAUUUAUGAAAAUAAUUAUGUAAAAAUUUUGUUCAUUUGUACAGCUAUAUAUAUUUAUGAAAGUGUUAUGUACAUUUUUAAAUAAUAUAUAUAUAUAAAUAAGUAUUAAAAUCAACAUGGAAUGUAGAUUUACUGCAAAAAAAUAUUUUUGUAAACUCAAAGCUAUGUGUAUUUGUGGUUGAUUUUUAGAAGGUGUUCAAUCAAUAUUUUUGUUAUAAACUGCCAGUACAUGUCUGUUUAUGAAAAUUUAUGUUUUUGUUGAACAUUGGUAAGAGAUAUUUUGUUUAGUUUUUCCAAACCAUUAACCGAAAAUUAACACAAAGACUUGAAAACAUUUUAUUACCACGCUUUAUUGUAUAUAUAAGUCGUAACAAUUUUCACAGUCAUGUAACAAUCGCCAUUUUUACACGACGUUUGCUGUCAAAGUUUUUAUUGCAAAUGAAAUGAUUGUUACGCCAUUAAAUAAAACAUCAUUAAAUUACCUAUCACUAGGACUGAAAGGGAUAGGUUUUUUGUUACUUCGUCGAAUGAUGAGAAAUAUUGCCUGAAGUGGUUCAAUUUUUUGAAACGAAAUAUUGCCAAAAGCGCCUGUCACUGAAACAUUUUUAUAUAGAAUUCAACUAUUUAAGUUGGUGAGAUAAUGAUUUAUCUUGAUAGCAUUAAUUAUAGUGUUAUAAGGCAUGCUGAUUCCAAGAUCAAUAUUGUAUCUGGUAGCAGAUGCUGGUUUCUUUCAAUCACUACCAUUUUUACAAGCAUCAAACGUUCAAAUCGAUACGUCGGCUUAUAAUCCUAUUGCUGUAUAAAGGCCUGGUUAGAGAUUAUAACUUUAUGCGCUUCAGACGCUGUAUUUGGUGACAUAUCGACAUUUUGCCAUCCAAAUUGCACGAUUGUAGCUUUUUAUUCUGUUUUUUGAGGUCAUAGAGUGCAUACAAUUGUUCAUUGUUUCAAUUAAAACCCUACAUUGAGUUUCCAUGCAUUUUAUUUCAGUGAGCAUUUAAAACAGAGGUCAUUUAAAACAUCUUAGCAAUACAAUUCUCAGGAGUGUUGUAUCUCAGAGACUGUUUGCUCAAGACUAUACCCAGGAACAGUGUUCAUUUUUCCGGCCAGAGAUUCAAGUUUAUGUUUUCACAACAGCUCGUAUUGCAGACCGAACAAAGCGUAUUUUAUUUCAUUUAAAAGUAUCGAUUUCAGUAAACAAGAUUGAAGGUUAAAACACAUUUCAUACUGUAAUGACUUAAAAUUAUGGUUUCGAGCUAUUAAAUUUUAUCUAGGAUAUUUCUUUUGGGUAGUAAUCCACACAACCUGGAGACUAACAGAUACAAUUGUAUACAGUUCUGUUAUUUAAUAUCAUAAUAUCUUCCAGCUCAGCGUUAAUAUUUUUCGGAUAAUACUAUUCAGAUCUUUUGAAGCGCAAAAUCAUUUAAGCUUAUUUUUCCAUUAUCUGUAGAAUUACUAUAUUGCUUAAUCAGCACUGUAUUUCAAUAUUUUUGGUUCAUCUAUGCAUGUAAAAGAAGCUAAAACUGUUUUAUUAUUAACAUUUUUUAAAUUUGUGCACUUUCCCUUGCUGAUAUAAAAAUGUUUACCUGUUCUAUUAGUUGACAAUUUUUUAUUGUGCGACAAAUUUUGUUAACCUGUCGCAAUUGUGCGUCCAUCUGUGCGUUUAGUUUACUUUUAAUGAAUACAGAAUGUAAGUUUUACUGAAUACAUAUUUAAAAUAUAUGAAAAUAAGAUAUUCGACAUUGGUUUCCAAACAGGAGUACAUCUGUCUUUAUAGCAAACGUGGAGUACUCCCCAACAAUAUCCAAUCUGUUUUUCACGUUUUUGCUUUACAAUAAUUUAUGUGGUACGAUUUAUUUAUAAUGCUUUAAAAUAAUAAACGGCAUAUUCUGUUAACCACAAAUUUCCCCCAACCUUUAAUGCCCGUCAUCUUGCAAUUUUACAAUUAUUUAUAUGCAUAUGUCUUACUGAUGCGCACCAAAAUAGAUUUGCUUGUUUUUGAUAAUUAAAUUCUUGAGGGAUGUUACGUUUAUUAUUAAUUGACUAAACGCUUUUGUUGCGGUGUUGUGAAUCUGUUUUUUACCCAUAAAACAUUAUUUCCGUUUCUUUCUCUAUUGUUCGGUUCAACUGUGCGAUGAGAUGUUUUACUAUUAUUGCCGAAAGCGUAAAAGUCGUACAAUUAUGUAAUAUUUUUACACUGCAAUUAUUAUUAUAAUGAAGAUAAAGUCAUGAAAUAUCUUAAAAUAUUUUAUAUCUUGAUACUUUCUUUGCAUCAGUAAUACAAUAAAAAAAUCUUAACAAAUAAAGAAAA